Messenger RNA from Grus americana (Whooping crane), 4023 nucleotides. It is a transcript of the gene BCL6, whose product is annotated as BCL6 transcription repressor. NCBI's taxonomy places the organism in Eukaryota, Metazoa, Chordata, Aves, Gruiformes, Gruidae. Gene Ontology annotation, molecular function: protein binding. Gene Ontology annotation, biological process: regulation of cytokine production; negative regulation of transcription by RNA polymerase II; regulation of immune system process. Bases 743 to 2872 code for a protein of 709 amino acids. The record is from RefSeq and is a predicted model, not a curated record. The transcript has 10 exons.
UGCGGGCAGUCUUACUGCCCCUGUCCGGUUUUUGGGGGUCGGUUCUGGAAGGCAGUUAACUCCUGAGUUUCCUUGCCAUACUGCCCCAGCCACGCUGCCCAUGAAGCCAGUGGCUGGAGACAAAGCUUAUGGUUUAGGGGAAGGCUUUUCCAGCAGCCAGAGGAAGGCAUUUGUUCCGGGUCCUCAUCCGUCUCCGCCACUGGCUUCCUCUGUUAUCCUGGCCAAGUCACUUUGGUACUUGACGCCCACAUCCUCCCAAGUCUGUUCGGCAGUCCCGUCCCAGGGCGUUUUCACCAGUGGCUGGAGUGUGCGGGUAUUCUGAGAAGGGCAGUAGCUGUUUCGAAGGACUGGAUUCAGGCUCUUUCCAGGUUUUCUGACGUUUGUGUGUAAGUCAUACUUGUUAACAAGGUGCUGGGAAUAUGGCAUUGGUCUUGGAUGUGGCACUGGCCGCGAAUUCAAUCUUGGCAGGGGAAGAGUUAUCUCCAAAAGAAGUGGUGAGAAAAUUCUCGCUUGACUUCCCUUCCCCACCUGCCUUUAAGUUCCUGAGUCAUGGAAAUGAAAAUCUCCUUGGCAUACGCCCAUGGUUUAGGCUAGAGGGUGUGGAAGAAGCUAUGAUUGGAUUCUCAAAGCCUGUGGUUGUGAUAAGAACGUACUGUACCGGAAGAAACAAAUGUUAACCUUACUGGAGAGUACAAGGUUUGAAAGAAACUUUUGGACUGUGAAUUGAGGCAUUGGACUCAAGAUGGCCUCGCCGGCAGACAGCUGCAUCCAGUUCACCCGCCACGCGAGCGAUGUCCUCCUCAAUCUCAACCGCCUUAGAAGCCGGGAUAUUCUGACCGAUGUGGUCAUCAUUGUGAACCGGGAGCAGUUCAGAGCCCACAAAACAGUCCUGAUGGCCUGCAGUGGCCUCUUCUACAGCAUCUUCACUGACCAGCUCAAGUGCAACUUGAAUGUCAUCAACCUGGACCCUGAAAUUAACCCUGAAGGGUUUUGCAUCCUCUUGGACUUCAUGUAUACAUCCCGCCUGAAUUUGAGGGAGAACAAUAUCAUGGCCGUGAUGGCCACAGCGCUGUACCUGCAGAUGGAGCAUGUGGUUGAUACCUGCCGAAGGUUUGUCAAGUCUAGUGAAGCAGAGAUGGUGCCUGCUGUGAAGACCCCAAGGGAAGAGUUUUUGGCUGGACGGAUGCUGAGCCACCCAGAGGUGAUGGCUUAUCGGAGCAGAGAUGUCUCAGAGAAUGGCAUGCCUCUCCAAAAUGGGUCCCUCUGCAAUGGGAGGGCCUUUGCACCUGGCUUGAUCAAUAGUUUGUCUGGAUCCCCCAUUUCCUACCAUGGAUACAGCCCUCUCCCUCUAAAUAGCUUUCUUGUGGAUGAUGAGUUGCGGGAGAUGAGGAUGCCUCUCUCUGAACUCUCGAGGGCAGGUGCCUUCCCUAAGGAAAGGAUCCUGCCAUGCGACAGCUCCAGGACAAUCCCCACCGAGUACAUGAGAACCAUUACCGACAUCUCGGCCAACAUGUGCCACGCUACCAUCUAUGCUCCAAAAGAAGGUGCUGCUGAAGAAGCCAGGAGCGACAUGCACUACAGCGUAGCCUCUGGCCCCAAACCUGUUGUCCCUUCAGUCCGGAACAAUCCCUAUUUCUCUUGCGACAAAGUGGCCAAAGAGGAGGAGCGGACCUCUUCAGAGGAUGAGAUCAGCCAGCACUUUGAGCCCACCAACACCCCCCUGGACCGCAAGGGACUCAUCAGCCCCCAGAGCCCCCAGAAGUCAGACUGUCAGCCCAACUCACCAACCGAGUCCAGCAGCAGCAAGAAUGCCCGUAUCAGUCAGAGCUCCAGCUCCCUCUUCACUAAGAGCCCCACAGAUCCCAAAGCUUGCAACUGGAAGAAGUACAAGUUCAUCAUCCUCAACUCUCUCAAUCAGAACACAAAGCAAGACAGUACUGACCAGAACGAGAUGGGAACCCUGUCUCCUCGCACCUAUAUGCCCAUGUCCACUUGCCAGCAGUCCAUGGAGCCGGAGCAUCUCAACGUGCAAUCCCCCACCAAGAUAAGUGUGAAUGGAGAAGACUCUACUAUCCCACAAGCGAGCAGACUCAACAAUAUUGUUAACAGGUCCCGGGAUGGGUCCCCUCGGAGCAGUGAAGGGCAGUCCCCGCUGUACAUGCAUUCGUCGAAGUGCAGCUCCUGUGGCUGCCAGUCCCCACAACAUGCUGAGAUGUGCCUUCAUACCCCUGGCUCAAACUUUGGAGAGGAGAUGGGGGAAACCCAGUCUGAAUACUCUGACUCCAGCUGCGAGAACGGGGCCUUCUUCUGCAACGAGUGCGACUGCCGGUUCUCUGAAGAAGCCUCUCUCAAGAGACACUCUCUGCAAGUCCACAGUGACAAGCCCUACAAGUGUGACCGCUGCCAGGCCUCCUUCCGUUACAAGGGGAACCUCGCCAGCCACAAAACCGUCCACACAGGAGAAAAGCCGUACCGCUGCAACAUCUGCGGGGCGCAGUUCAACCGGCCAGCCAACCUGAAAACCCACACACGCAUCCACUCCGGAGAGAAACCCUACAAGUGCGAGACCUGUGGGGCCAGAUUUGUCCAGGUGGCCCACCUCCGUGCUCACGUGCUCAUUCACACCGGGGAGAAGCCGUACCCCUGCGAGAUCUGCGGCACACGCUUCCGACACCUGCAGACCCUCAAAAGUCACCUUCGAAUCCACACGGGAGAGAAACCCUAUCAUUGUGAGAAGUGCAACCUGCAUUUCCGCCACAAAAGCCAGCUGCGGCUUCACCUCCGGCAGAAGCACGGGGCCAUCACCAACACCAAGGUGCAGUACCGCAUCUCAGCAAGUGAGGUGCCUCCGGAGCUCCCCAAGGCCUGCUGAAGGCAGAGCAUUUCCCAGGAGGAGUCUCGGGGAGGGUGGGGAGAAGCUGUCCAAAGGAUAUGCAACACUUUAAAAGAAAAAGGAGAAAAAAAAAAAAAAAAGAAAAAAAAUUCAUCACAUGAUGGAGUGCCUCUAAACCCAUAGUGCAGAUAGGUGGAAAACAUUAGAAAUUUAAAAAAAAAAUUACAAAUACACGGGUUUUAUUUUUCCCAGUUAUGUGAAACGUAAAGAAAAAUAAAAUUAUUCAGAUCUUAUUGUAUAUAAAACAUAAAAAAUAAAAAUAAGUCAUUUUAAAUGUCUGUGCAGUGGAGUGUUGAUAAACUCUGGAGUCUAACCUUCACAGCCUUUGCCGUUUGAAGAUGAGGAAUGUAAUGUUGAUUUAUGGGAACAGAUUUUUUCUUUUGUAUGCAAAAUGUGUGUUCUUUUAAAAAGAGAAAGUAUGCUAUUAAAGAGAGGGCUUUAACUUUUUUAACCAAAGGUGAAGGAAUCUAUGGCAGAGUUGUAAAUAUAUAUAGAUAUAAAUAUAUAAAUAUAUAUAUAAAAUAAAUAUAUAUAGACCUUUAAAAAAAGCUAUAUUAAAAAUAUAUAAAAUGCAUUAAAGGCUCAGCUGGAUUCUGCAGGCAGAAGCCACUCUGAGAAUCUUUAUUAUGAUAGAGCACUUAACGAGAUAUUUUAAAGUAUUGCAUCUGUACAAGUAAGAAAAUAUUUUGUCUAAAUGCAUCAGUGUAUUUGUAUUUUUUUGCAAGUGAAGGUUUACAAUUUACAAAAAAAGUGUGUAUUAAACCAACAAAGCUGCAGAAGGAAUUUAAAAUAAUAAUAAAGUGUAAUUUUUUUUUUGUUCUAGUUCUCAGUCUGUAUAUAUGUAAAAUGUGGUUUCGCACGGUGCCUUUCUUUUCAAUGGAAGUUUUCAAUGUAUGGACUAUAUUGAGCUCAGUUUCUUCAAGGUACAGCCUGAUGUUGCAAAAGGAGUUUUGGUGGAACUCUAUUGGGAAACGUUUUAUUUUUUUUUUGUUUUUGGUUUUGUUUUUGGUCUUAUUUUACAUGCUUGUGUUAUAAACAAUCUCGGGAGACAGGGUUUGGGCUGUGUCUAAACUGCAUUAAUGCGUUCUGUAAAAUAUAGCUGUACAAAUAAAAGAAUAAAAUGAAGAAAA